CUGCCGCGCGUGGCGAUGAGAGCCGCGCGGGUCGCCCUGCGCAGCGCCGCCCCUCUGGCGGCGGGCGGGGCCCGCGGGCGCGUGCAGCGCCGGGUGGAGCGCUUCUCCCGCUACUCGCCCUCCCCACUCUCCAUCCAACAGUUCCUGGAUUUCGGUUCAAGUAAUGGAUGUGAAAGAACCUCUUUUGCAUUUUUGAGGCAAGAACUUCCUGUGAGGCUAGCAAAUAUCCUGAGAGAAAUUGACCUGCUUCCUGAUCAGUUACUGAGCACUCCAUCAGUACAGCUAGUUAAAAGCUGGUACAUUCAGAGUCUAAUGGAGCUAGUUGAGUUCCAUCAGAAAAACCCAGAGGACCAAAGGGUUUUAUCUGACUUUAUAGAUACACUUGUUAUAGUCCGAAAUAGACACCGUGAUGUUGUUCCUGUAAUGGCACAAGGCCUAAUUGAAUACCAAGACACCUUUAGAGUGGACCUAGUCACCAAUCAAAAUAUUCAAUACUUCUUGGAUCGAUUUUACAUGAAUCGUAUAUCAAUCCGGAUGCUAAUAAACCAACACACGCUUCUUUUUGAUGACAAUACCAGCUCGGGUCACCAACAGCACAUUGGAAGCAUUGAUCCAUGCUGUGAUGUGGUGGGAGUGGUGAAUGAUGCUUUUGAAAGUUCCCGGAGACUCUGUGACCAGUAUUACUUAGCUUCUCCAGAAUUAAGUCUUAUUCAAGUGAAUGGAAGAGUGCCAGGACAACCCAUUCACAUUGUUUAUGUUCCUUCCCACCUCUUCCAUAUACUGUUUGAGCUCUUCAAGAAUGCCAUGAGGGCAACAGUUGAACAUCAGGAGAACAAUUCUUCCCUUUCUCCAGUUAAAGUGACUGUUGUUCUAGGAAAUGAAGACCUGACAAUUAAGAUAUCUGACACAGGAGGUGGUGUUCCAUUGAAGAAAAUCAAUCUCCUGUUUAGCUACAUGUAUUCCACAGCACCGAGACCAGUGGUGGAUGACUCUUGUAAUGCUCCUUUGGCUGGUUUUGGGUAUGGCUUGCCAAUUUCUCGUCUAUAUGCUAAAUACUUUCAAGGAGACUUGAAUCUAUAUUCUAUACCAGGUUAUGGAACAGAUGCUGUUAUCUACCUGAAGGCUCUUUCAACAGAAUCAGUAGAAAAGAUCCCUGUGUUCAACAAGUCUGCCUUUAAGCAUUAUCAAAUGGCUACAGAGGCAGAUGAUUGGUGUAUCCCAAGUAAACCAAAACACUCAGUGAGGCAAAGUGCAGCCGUGUGAAAGAAAUGUCAAGUUGU
Molecule: messenger RNA, 1280 nt
Organism: Chelonoidis abingdonii (Abingdon island giant tortoise)
Lineage: Eukaryota; Metazoa; Chordata; Testudines; Testudinidae
Gene: PDK4
Product: pyruvate dehydrogenase kinase 4
Biological process (GO): protein phosphorylation; regulation of glucose metabolic process
Cellular component (GO): mitochondrion
Molecular function (GO): pyruvate dehydrogenase (acetyl-transferring) kinase activity
Source: RefSeq, a predicted model, not a curated record